ACAAUAGUAGAGUUAACAAAUAAGCUGUAAUUUCACAAAUAAUAACCUGUAUUAUCGUUCAAAAUCGACAUAUGAUGUGAGUGUGUAUCGAAGCGUGCAGUGUUGACAGCGCACGCUUCCCCAGAAUCACGUGCGGCGGGCGCAUUUAUUUUGAUUAGGAUUUCUGUUUAGAUUAGAUAGAUAUUUAUGGCUCUGGCUCAGUGACGAAUUUUAUAUAAUGCCAAACAAAGGAUUACCAUGAAUUGAAGACCAUUUCGAAGCCGUUCGUGCGAGCUCGCAAUGAUCCGGCUUGUGCAGUGGUUCCGGACAGUUACCAAAACGGCGUUCAGCAAAAAGUAUCUCCUGCUCACGAAUGUAGCGAUUUCGGUGAGCCUGUCCGGCGUGGGUGAUAUAAUCGAACAGCAUUAUGAAAUUUAUAACGGUGAGCUGGCGGCGUGGGACCGCCAGCGGACACGGUUCAUGUCCAUCUCGGGCAUGACGGUCGGCAUGUUCUGCCACAGCUGGUACAACUUUAUGGAUCGCCGAUUUCCCGGCCGUACGAUCGGUCUGGUGCUUAAGAAGGUGCUGAUCGAUCAAACGGUAGCGUCGCCGAUCGUGAUAUUCCUGUUCUUCGCCACGUUGGCGGUGCUGAAACGUUCCUCGUGGGAGGAAACACGGCGUGAGGUGCGAGAAAAGUUUAUCCGACUUUAUACGGCCGAAUGGAUUGUGUGGCCACCGGCACAAAUCGUCAACUUUUACUUCCUGCCGACGAAGUAUCGCGUGCUGUACGAUAACACCAUUUCGCUCGGGUACGACGUUUACACCAGCUAUGUGAUUAACGACGAAUGCACCACUAAUAGCGAACCAAACGAUGUACCAACGGUAACAAGCCACGCAAGAAGCUAAUCCACGGGUAACCCCCAACCAGAAACAGCGGCAAUAAAUGUUAUGUUUAAACUACCGGCUAUCAUAA
This is a messenger RNA of Anopheles stephensi (Asian malaria mosquito), 952 nucleotides long. Its product is annotated as mpv17-like protein 2. The coding region runs from base 280 to 885 and encodes 201 amino acids. The transcript has a single exon. Gene Ontology annotation, biological process: mitochondrial ribosome assembly. Lineage: Eukaryota; Metazoa; Arthropoda; Insecta; Diptera; Culicidae. The record is from RefSeq and is a predicted model, not a curated record. Gene Ontology annotation, cellular component: membrane; cytoplasm.